UGCACAAACACGCAUUCAGCAUUCACACACAUGUCCGCACGUGAACGAUUUCUAACAUCGUAAUGGCGUUGUGCGUCUAUCUCUCGCAUAUUUGAUGCACCGACAACAAAGAUUUUUUUUUAAUUAGAUCGCGUUCGGGGGGCGUAGAUCGUCUGAUCGUCCUCCAUUUAUAAUAAUCUGCAAAAUUCGGGGGGAAAGCCUAGAGGAUCGGAAAAAUUGAUUCUCUCGCGUGUGUUGUGUUUGGUUUUCGUAAAAUUCGUUGGAAAUUCGAACUGUUGGUGCUCGGUGUGAGAAUGAAAAAUUGACAAGUUGCAGAAACGUGUUUUUUUCUUGUUUAUUUACUUCUAAGAUCAUUCCUCGCAGUGUUUUUCCGAAUAAUUUCUAUCUAAGUCUGUGACUUUGUGAUUUUCGCUACGUGCAAGACUUUCUCGUGACUUCAAACUCGUGUCUUUACAACUCUCGCGUGUACGUGCGUGUGAUUCAUUCCGCGAUUCAUACGGUGCGAUAAAAAAGGAUAAAACAUAAGAACAAAAAGGAAUAAAAAAAAGAGAAAAAGAAAUUACACCUCUCGAUAAUAGAGCGUACGUGACGCAGCAUCGCGAAUCCAAUUUUCCGUGUACGGACAAACCGGAAACGUGAAAAUCACGAAAUCUCGUACCGUAAUUGUCGCGUCGAUUCAACUUCUUUCGACAAUACUUAAAAAACCGCACAUAUUUCAAUUUUUUAUAACACACUAAAUGAGUGCGGGGACAAAAGUGAAUAAUAAAAAGUCUGAAGUCGAACGAAAUCGUACCAGCAACCCAGCGAAUAAUACGAUUUUUAAAGAAAUAACAAAAUAAACCAAAUCUUGACGAAAUUGAAGUGCAAUUAAAAAAAAAAAUGGAUAAAAAUUCGUCGUAAGCCUUCAAAAUCUACUUUCAAUUAUCCUAAAAAAAAUAAAAUCAGCGAAAGCUCUACUAGGCGCCCUAAAAAAUGACAAAAAAUAAAAAAUCUCUGGAAGAUUUUUUGCAUAAAUAAAUAAAAACCAUUCCAUUGAUGAAGCGGCAAAUUGCUUUGUGCCGAAUCGUUUUCCCGUUGUCUCGAACAGCGUCGCAUUGCUGUGAAAUCACGUUUCGAGGUUAACGAGCAAGGAAGCAUGAAAAUUAUAACCUUCGGAGAAAACAGGAAACAUCGUCGCCGGGCUUAAAAACCAAGGAAAUAGCGAGCUCGAGAUAAUAUUCCUCGAAUGAUGAGCUUGAGAGCAGAAUGAAGGUGACGGUGUGCUUCGACAACGUCAGGGUAGUCGUACCCUGCGGGGAUGGAACGUUGCUGGUGAGGGAUUUGAUGCACGAGUCGAUUCUGCGCUAUCGCAAAGCGACAGGAAAGCUAGAUUCUCCGGGGAUCAACAGUUUGUCGUCGUUGACGGGUGGAGGUUUGCUGGACCCCGACGACCGGCUGUGCGACGUAGCCGACGACAGGGAACAAAUAGUUGCUCAUCUGAACAACGACGUCAAUCAUGCCGGAGGCGACGGAGCCAGCUCCGUAGGGACCAACAGUCCGGACUUUUUCCAUCCGGAGGCCAAGGAGCGUCGCUACGAUGCGAGGGGCAGAAUCAGCAGUAGCAACAUCAAGCGGGAGAGUGCGAAGAGGCUGUCGAUGCACGCACUCUCGACAAGGGACCCCCAUAUCGCAGCCUACUCGGCCCUCUCACUGCCCAGGGAGUCGCGGAGGCGCGAGCCCUUGGGUCAGGACUCUAAAAUCAGUCACGAGUUCGCUUCCCACAGAAAGAGUCCGCAUUAUGGGGAAUUUGGGGGGUCAGAAGUCCGGGAAAUCGUGAUUAAAAACGAAGCUGGUCCCCUCGGUCUGCACGUCGUGCCUUGCUACGAUCUCGCAGGGAACGACCAGGGCUUGCGGGUCGAAGGGAUCGAGCCGAAUGGGAGGAUCGCCAAAGAUGGUCAGAUCGACCUGCACGACAGAAUCGUCAAGAUAAACGGGCACAAUCUCCUCAGGAUUCCCUUCUCCAAAGUUCAAAGCAUUUUUGCGAGCUGCAUGAGCGAACCUUGUCUCCGCAUAAGCGUUCUGAAGAGCGAUAAAUCUCUGUGCAAAAAUCCCAGGAUCAAUAACAACAACAAUAACAGCAGCAACGGUAAAGACGAGGGGAACAAUGAAUCGAGCGAGAAAUCGGAUCACGACGAAAGCGUGAAGAAAUUGCAGUGUCACAACAUCCUUCAAAGCUCCAACACCCGGAAAAUCGGACGGAUGAUCGAAAUCGACCUGACCAAGGGGAACAACGGGCUCGGGUUCUCCGUGACGACUCGCGACAACCCGGCCGGUGGUCACUGUCCGAUUUACAUAAAAAACAUCCUGCCAAAGGGUGCAGCGGUUGAGGACGGCAGACUGAGACCCGGCGAUCGUUUGCUCGAGGUCAACAAGGUCGAAAUGACCGGGAAAAGCCAAUCGGAAGUGGUUUCCCUGCUGAGGAGCAUUCCUUCCGGGGGCAAAGUCCGGAUGAUCGUUUCCCGCCAGGAGGAAAUCGGGACCGCCGAGACAUCCGGGGUCUCGGGAGCGGUGGAGAGCACCCCGGACGCCGCGAGGCCCUGGAGCACCGAAACGAGGACUCUGACUCCCCGAGGGGUAAAGAACGCGUUCGAGGACGUCGAGAAACGCCGGGAAAGCACUCCGCCCCCUUACAGCAGCGGCGAAAAGUGCUGGGAAAAAACUCUGCCGUGCAAAAUCAACGAACCCAACAACGACGAAGCCGCCGUAUCCCCCCGGAAAAACCGCGUCAUCCUUACCCUCGACAUCCCGGUUCACGACUCCGAGAAGGCCGGCUUAGGGGUAAGCGUAAAAGGGAAAACGAGCCACGCCGACGAAAACACGAACAUGGACCUCGGCAUCUUCAUCAAGAGCGUCCUCAACGGGGGAGCUGCAUCCCGCGACGGACGCUUGCGCACCAACGACCAACUGCUCAACGUCAACGGCGUCUCGCUCCUCGGCCUCUCCAAUUCAGACGCCAUGGAAACCCUGAGGAGGGCAAUGCUCAAUACGAACAGCUCCAUAACCGGGGUCAUAACUCUCACCAUAGCUCGUAGGAUCUCUUCGUACGGGAGCGACAAGAGUUUCCACGACGGGACGUCUCCGUCGUGUAAAAUCGACACUCCCAACGGUGGCUACAUGCCCGAUUUUUCAAAUUUCAACAACGUUCGCGACAAGAACAGUCUCAACAGCCAGAACGACGUCCGGGACAGCAUGAGGAUCAUGUCCGCGACGGCGUCCCCGUGGAACCCAGUGAUCGACCGUCUCACGGAGCAGUACAACAAAAACAGUUUGCGCAACGAGAGUUACUGUCUCGCGACCAACAAGACGUGGCUCAACUCGGUGACGAACGUGAAAAAGCUCAUGCUCGGUGGCGACAACCCGGAGCUCCUUCUGGAGGAGUCCUCGGAGCCGCACGCCGAGCCGAGGAAGAAUCCGGAGGACCGAGAGAGUUUGUAUUCCGGAGGUCCGGCCUACGACAGCCAACUUUCCCUGGAGGAAGUUAACUCCGCGACGAACCAGUUCUCCCGAGACGCGCUGGGCCGCCAAAGCAUGUCUGAGAAGCGUCACGCUGCCCUCGACGCCAAAAACACCGACACUUACAAGAGGAACAAGAAGCUGCGAGACGGAAGACGAGACAAGAGCUCCGAAGGACAUUCCGGCGAGCCCGGGGUCGGCGACGCCGACAAGAGGAACGCCAACCGGUCCGACGAGCCCCCGGAGAAACCCCCCGGACGCCCCGCCAUCUCCGGGGAAAGCUCGAGCUUCGAAACCGAGCGUCAACGACAGGAAAAGAAAUUGGAAGAUCGCGAGGUUUAUCGUUACGGUGUUCCCACAGGUUUCAACAACAAAUUUCUCUCCCCCAGGAAGCAUUGGCUCGUCGACGACGAGCCGAACCCCACCGACGUCACUUCCACUUCCCACACCCACAAGGACACCCGAGACGGUUUCACCAACGCUCGUGGUGACGUCAAACAAGCUUCUCUCAACUCUGCUCUCGACGAGCGGUACAAACGCUCCAGGAAAAAAGGCGGCAUCAGGUCGAUGCUCAGACUCGGAAAGAAUCGAAAAUCUCUCAAUUUCGGUGACAACCAGGACAACCAACACGAAUCUAGCAAUUAUUGCAGUGGCACCAUCAAUUACAUUGCAUAAUCACGCGAAUUUUCAAUUUUUCGUUUAUCCAAACGAAUCUGCGAGGAAACGGGAACUUGGCAUUCCGAUUGAACCCCUCGGGAAAUUAUUUCUCUUUCGUUUUUUUUUUUUUUUAAUUUUUAUUUUUAUUUACACGAAUAAAAUCCGCGUACACGAGCAUACAAAUCAUUGAGCAUUUAACACUUUAAUCGAAAUUUCUACAUUUACACUGCAAACGUUUUAAAAGACACGAUCGUUAUCUAACCUUAUUGGUUUAUUCCAAAGUGCCUUGUAUCUGCCAACGAGCAGCAACAAUGUUUGAGUAGACACGAACAAAAUAUGUGAAAUAAAUGUUAUAUUCUAAUGAUGAGACACUAUCAUUGAAAUGAACAAACGUGACAUUUUUCUCUCGCGUACAUAUCGAAUUAUGUGUGUUGAACAAAUUUUGUAAAUAUAUAUAAUUUUGUACUUGCGUCCUUAAUCAGACUUUACAGGUCAUGUAUGUAUUACAAAAAAAUUUAAUCGAAUAAAUUUUUUUGCACAAA
Venturia canescens is the source of this 4691-nucleotide messenger RNA. RefSeq names its product partitioning defective 3 homolog. Gene Ontology annotation, biological process: establishment or maintenance of epithelial cell apical/basal polarity; establishment of cell polarity; cell adhesion. The record is from RefSeq and is a predicted model, not a curated record. Gene Ontology annotation, molecular function: protein binding; phosphatidylinositol binding. The transcript is spliced from 2 exons. The coding region runs from base 1246 to 4167 and encodes 973 amino acids. Gene Ontology annotation, cellular component: apical plasma membrane; apical junction complex; cell cortex. Lineage: Eukaryota; Metazoa; Arthropoda; Insecta; Hymenoptera; Ichneumonidae.